Messenger RNA from Paramecium sonneborni, 685 nucleotides. Lineage: Eukaryota; Ciliophora; Oligohymenophorea; Peniculida; Parameciidae. The record is from the annotation of a GenBank genome assembly.
AUGUCGAAUUAAAAUUCAUAAUAUGAUGGAAGUAAUGAUGAAAAUAAGGAAAGUAUCACUUUAUAAUCAAUUAAGAGUGAAGAAGAAUCAUAAGAAUAAGGUAAUUUGAAUAAAUAUUAGUUAGCUUUUUAUAAUUACAGCACAUAAAAAGAUUAAAUGAAUCUUUUGAAUCCUAACUUUUAAGAUGAUGUUAGUGCUUUUGUAGAGUGUUUUAAGGCUCCAAUAAAAUAAGGACAAUAAAAAGCCAAUUUUUCUAAAAAUAUAUUAAGGAAGGUCUAAUACAAAAAAAAAAAUAAAAGAGUUAAAGAAUUUCAUUAUGAGGAAGAUAUAAAACUCUUAAACUUACUACAUUAACAUGGAAGAUAAUUUUCUAAAAUAGUAAAGUAAUUUCCUAGAAGAACGAUUAAUAUGCUUAAAAAUAGAUAUUACAAGAACUUAAGAUAUAGAUGGGAAGAAUUACUGGGAAUGUAACACAUAUAUAUAUAUAUAUUUAAGAGAAUACACAGAAAAUGAUAUUGAGUAAAAAACUGAGAACUAACUUGAUGUAACUUAUCAAAAUAACCAAUUACUUAAUCAUUAAGACUUAAUCAACAUGAUACCUAAUUCCUACAGUUGUCCAAUAAUUUGUGGCAUGCUCUCUUAAUUCAUUACAAAAAUGGAUUAAUUUCUCAAAAGUCAAUUUUGA